Molecule: messenger RNA, 1723 nt
Organism: Pseudophryne corroboree (corroboree frog)
Lineage: Eukaryota; Metazoa; Chordata; Amphibia; Anura; Myobatrachidae
Gene: SRD5A3
Product: steroid 5 alpha-reductase 3
Exons: 5
Coding region: 1-960 (319 amino acids)
Biological process (GO): polyprenol catabolic process; dolichol-linked oligosaccharide biosynthetic process
Cellular component (GO): endoplasmic reticulum
Molecular function (GO): 3-oxo-5-alpha-steroid 4-dehydrogenase activity
Source: RefSeq, a predicted model, not a curated record
AUGUGGCCAGCAGCGGCGGCCAUGUUCUCGCUCGCUAUGGCCGGGCAGCUGAGCGCUGUAGCCGGCGUCUGGCUGCUGCUGGAUGUCAUCUUCUUGCUGGCCCUGUUCCUGCAUCUGCUGGGCGGCCGCUCUAGCUUGUGCUGCCGCGUCUUCCAGGAUCUCAUUCGCUAUGGGAAGACGAAGCUGGGCGGGCGCCCUGGCUGGCUGCGCCACUGUGACCUGCCGAAGAGGUGGUUCUCUCAUUUCUAUUAUGUGUCUGUCUUCUGGAACGGAGCGCUGCUGGGAUUGCUUGUUUGGUCGUUACUGUUAGGCGGCCACAUGCCAGCGUGGAUUCAGUCCUUAAUUAAUUUCUUCAACAAGGACCCACAACACAAAGUACCAGGUGAAGAAUUUUCCACUCUUGUGGCUCUCUUCUUGCUAUGGUUACACAGCCUCAGAAGGUUGGUCGAGUGUCUCUUUGUGAGUGUCUACUCCAAUGGGGUCAUUCACAUUUGCCAGUAUUGUCUUGGCAUUGGCUACUACUUUCUCAUGGGGAUAACCUUACUAGAUCAUGCCCAGAUGGAAAACAAAGUCACUGCCACAGAACUUGUGCUGCAAGUGCGCUGGUACCAUCUCCUCGGGGUGCUCCUGUAUGCCUGGGCAUCGCUGCAUCAGCACAGGUGUAGCGUUAUUCUUGCCAAUCUUAGGAAAAGUAAAUCUGGUAAAGUUAGAACAAUGAACCAUUCUGUGCCGACUGGAGACUGGUUUGAGAGCGUAUCCUGUCCACACUAUUUUGCGGAGCUGCUGAUUUAUAUAUCUAUAGCGAUCCUCUUUGGAUUAGCACAUAUUACCUUGUGGCUUGUGGUUUUGUUUGUUUUAUUUAACCAAUCAUUGGCUGCUAUACUGUGUCAUGAAUUCUAUCAUGAGAAGUUUGACUCUUACCCUGCUCACAGGAAAGCAUUCAUACCAUAUGUGUUUUAAAGGGACACUAAACAAAGCAUCUCGUUCCAUUCCUAAAAGUAUAUGUUACCAUACCACAAACUGAGUUAUGCCACGGAUACUGUAUUUGCCGUCUAAGGCUCGGAAAGGGAAUCGGCACUCCCAUUAUGUGAGUGUUAGGUACUCAAUAGCCUGUGUGCAUGGCUGUGUGUAUAUUUUGCAUAUUGUUCAUACCACAGUAUUUGUUUGCUAGCAGGAUGGAGAACCAAACUUCCGUUUUUGUUAUUUAUAGAGCUUGUGCACAAGUGAAACUCUGCGCUGCCUGAGAAAAAGUUUUUCAUGCUUUUUAACAAAAUGAACCCCGAAAAAAAAUACAAAUAAAAUAAAAUAGUCUUCACACAACGGCUUCCCUCUGUGUGCACAAACUCUACAUUAAAGGGAGCCAGAUGUCAAAUACUGCAUACAAACAAAUCAGGGGAACAUAAUAAUGCUUUUAGUGUUUUCCUCUGGUUCCCUCAAUGGUACCUAGAUAGAAGUACGCCUAAAGAAAAGACAUAUUGCUUGUGUACCCAUACUCUACUUUGUGGGUCCACCUCCUGGUUGCAGAGCCAUUCCUCUAAGUGCCUUUUCCAGAGAGUGGGUUCUACCUUCGGCUGGUUGGUAAAACCUGAACUUUCUUUAUUUACAAACUGUUUGCACUAGAUGUAUGAACCAUUUUUAGAACUUGUAUGUGUAAUGAACGGUCUGUUUUUUUGUAUUAAAAAGCUUUUAAUUAAAAAAAUAAAUAAAAUACAACAUACACAAA